Messenger RNA from Paramecium primaurelia, 1848 nucleotides. The record is from the annotation of a GenBank genome assembly. NCBI's taxonomy places the organism in Eukaryota, Ciliophora, Oligohymenophorea, Peniculida, Parameciidae.
AUGUUUUAGACCAACUUUCAAUAACAGCCCAGGAAGGUAAUACCUAUUUUUAUGUUUUUAGAUUUAUGUCUUACAAAGAACAUAAAGUUAAUUACCAAUGAACCUUUAAUAAUAGCCUUAAGAACAAAAAUUAGAAUAUUUUUAGUAAUCAAAAAUUGCACAUUAACCUGUGAUGUAAACUCUCCAAUAUCAAAUGAAUCCCCAUAUUAAUUAAUUAAAAUUCAAAUAGGGUGAAUCAGUGUAGCAAACUCAAUUAGGAUAAUAAAUAGUUUAUUAACCUAAUCUAUAAAAUAUAUAAAGAUCUAUUGUCGCUUAAAAGAUCAUAAAUUAUCAAGAUGAUGAAUUGAUUUAACCAAAAAAAGAAAAUGCAAAGUAAACAGCAAAAUAUGAUUUAAUUGAAAAUUUACAAUUUGAAAUAAAAACUUUAUACAAAAUGGUAAAACUAUUCCCUACCAAAGCAUAAUACUUACCUGGAAUUGUAAGUAUAAAAGCAAAAGAUUAAACUAUUACUCAAAAUCAUGAAAAUCAAAGAGUUGGAAUAGAUUUGGUAUUUAUUUUUAAUAAAUGUUUAGAUUUGUUUGAUUGAUAUUAGUGGAAGUAUGAUUGGAGUUAAAAUUCAAAUGGUUAAAUAAUCUUUAAUUGUUUUACUUUAAUUUCUUGGAGAUAACGAUAGACUACAAUUAAUAACAUUCGAUGAUGAUGCCCAUAGAUUAACACCAUUAAAGAGAGUAACAAAACAGAAUAAAAUUUAUUUUACUUAAAUUAUUCAAUAAAUUCAGGCAAAUGGAGGGAAUCAAAUCUCAGAAGCUACUAAAAUGGCAUUUUGCUAAUUAAGACAUAGAAAAUAUAUAAAUAAUGUGACAUCUAUUUUCUUACUUUCUGAUGGUGUUGAUUAUACUUUUCCAGAAAUUAAGGAACAAAUAAAGACAGUCAAUGAAGUAUUUACUUUACAUACAUUUGGUUUUGGAUAAGAUCAUGAUGCUCCUAUGAUGACUUAAAUUUGUAAUUUAAAAAGUGGAAGUUUCUAUUUUGUAUAGGAUGUAACAUUAUUGGAUGAAUUCUUUGCAGAUGCUUUGGGAGGACUUAUUUCAGUUGUUGGUGAAUAAUUAGAAAUAACUAUUACUUCUUAAGCACCUCCUCCCUAUUAAAACAUUUAAAUAUCUAAAACUUAUGGUAAUAUGUGGUAAAAGAAAGGAAAUCAAUAUUAUAUUACUCAACCUUAAUUUGCUUCAGGUUCCAGAAAAGAUUAUGUUUUUGAAAUAGCUCUUCCUAAAUUUUAAGGAAGAAUUUAAGAUUAUCAAAGAUCUAUUGGGGUAUUAUUCGCAGAAUUAAAGAUUUAAGAUCCUAUUAAUAGAUCUAUUAUAAAAAUAAAAGCAAGGCUUGAUUUGAAUUUAUUUAAUUAAGAUGAAUAAAUCAAUGAAAAUAUUUAUCCUGAUAUUGAUGUUUAUGCAUAGUAUUUCAGAGUCAAAGGAACAGAAGUGAUAGAUGAAGCAAGAAAAGCUUGUGAAUAAAAUAAGAAUGAGGAUGCCGAAAAAUUAAUUGAUAAUAUGUUGAUACAAAUUUAAAAGAUACCAAAUGUUGCUGCUUAAUGUACUGGAAUUAUUUAAGAUUUGUAAUAAGCAAAAUAAGCAUCUGCAAGAACAUCAUAUAGUUUAUUUGGACAGAAACAAAUGUGUCAAAUGGUCAGUAAUAAUUAUCAAUAGGGAGGAGUCAAUUCUUUAUUUUCUGCCUAAGGAAUGCAAUUAUAAUAAGUUUAACCAGCUGCAUACUAGAAUGUUUAAUAAUAAUAGAUGAUGGUUUAAGUGUAAAAAUCAAAAAUACCAUAAAAAUUUAUUUGAUUUUCAAUUG